Messenger RNA from Lobosporangium transversale, 1692 nucleotides. RefSeq lists its product as hypothetical. Lineage: Eukaryota; Fungi; Mortierellomycota; Mortierellomycetes; Mortierellales; Mortierellaceae. Gene Ontology annotation, biological process: chromatin organization. The transcript has 6 exons. The record is from RefSeq and is a predicted model, not a curated record. Bases 164 to 1348 code for a protein of 394 amino acids. Gene Ontology annotation, cellular component: nucleus. Gene Ontology annotation, molecular function: nucleosome binding; protein binding.
CUUGGACGCGUGUGCAGUGCAUGCCAUGCUCUUUCUGUGUGAUUUUCUUUUUAGUCAGUAUCUAAUCCGUCCAGUUAAAGCAUCGCCUUCUGGACUCAAAACUGAGUGUUGGGCAUUGCUCCUAAUCUUAUUUUACUAGAAUCAAUAGCUACAUACCCAUAUUAUGAUUCGUUUCGCGGUACUGAAUGAAGAAGAGCAAGUCAAGUCUAAGGAAGAAGAGUCAGUGGAGAUACAGGCUGAGAAAUGUUUAGGUGUCUACGAGAGCGCCAUUAGGCUACUGCAGAAGGGUGAAAUAGAGGAGUCAAGAAAGUUGCUCAAAGAACUUAUCGAGUCGGACUUGAUGCUAAAAAUUGACAGCAAUUCAGAAAUAGCCGCGCGUGGGACACCUGUUCGACGUCUGCAGUAUUUGGUAUAUCAGAAUUAUGCAUAUAUCUUGGAGAGAAUCCAUGAUAAUGCCUCGGCUCUUCAGUUUUACUUGAAGGCAAUCGCAUUUGAUGACUCCGAUAAUUCGCUUUGGCUCAAGGUUGGUAUUUUAGCAGCAAACCAGAGGAAAUAUAAGCUUGCACGCUACGCUUUGGAGUCCUGCCUGCAACAAGUGCAAUCUCAGGUUACGGAUGAAUCCUCAGAGAAUAGUUUGAUGCUGGAUAAUUUUUCAUACCAGGACUUGACACCGACUCAAUGGGCAUGUUUAGAGACAUUAUGUGAGAUCCUUUACGAAAUCGGCGAUUUCACGGCCUGUGAAGAAUACAUUCAAAGGGCUUUCAAUAUUUCACCACAUUUUCAACGUGGGCUUGAACUUCAGGAUCUGAUCCGCAGUCGGUCACAGAAGGAGAUUGGAAGCGCUAGUAAUCUAGUUCGCAAACAAGUGGAUACACCCUUAUAUUUGAAAGAACAUAUUGCAGACCCUAAAGAGAUUAUGUUAGAAGAGCUAUCAUGGCAGAGCUUGGGAGGACUGCUACUGGGGGAAUACAGAUCAUUAAUAGCUCAACCCGAGAAGAAAUUUCAUAACCAGCGCAUAGUAAUCCGGAGCCAUAAUUUGCAAGGCGAGACCAAAGAUAUCGAAAUGUUAGAGGAGCCAGUCAAUAGGGGCGAAGCCGAAGCCUUCUGUGCCCUAGAAGGAGGAACGACAGGAGAGGAUACCAUGCAGGUUGACGACAGGACUGAGAACGAACCUCCAACAGAUGAACCUUCAGAAAAUAGUGCAUUGACCUCAUCCAUUAAUGAGGACUUGUGUGAGCAUGGUGAAAAGGAGGCUAUGGAUUCCGAGCAAAGCGCGGCUAUAAAGCGGAAACGAAGAGAAGUCGAGGAGAGAUCGGGACUAAGGUUAGUAUAUAUAGAACAGAUUUGAGUCAGACAACGGCCUCUAGAUCUCCGGCAUGCUAACUGUUAAGCCUAUUAACCUAGAACAUCGAAGCGUGUACGGGAUAAGCUGGAACAAUUUGAGGAGACCAAGAGAAAGCGUGAAGAAGAGGAGCAGGAGAUGCUAACUAAGUACAGAUUAGUCCUUUCCAAAUUUGGAAUGGAUAUGGAGAACGCCUAUAUUACAGGCAAGGAAGAUGAUUCGCUGAAGUCGGAAGAUAUUUUCCCAACAGGAUUAUCAAGACUGUUGAUCAUUUUUAAUAAGCAUCUGGAGCGUCCUAACGCACUGGUACAAGCCUCGAGUAUUGAUCAUGUGCAACAGUAAUGUACCUU